Molecule: messenger RNA, 4224 nt
Organism: Fragaria vesca subsp. vesca
Lineage: Eukaryota; Viridiplantae; Streptophyta; Magnoliopsida; Rosales; Rosaceae
Product: Fanconi anemia group I protein-like
Exons: 13
Coding region: 1-4224 (1407 amino acids)
Biological process (GO): DNA repair
Molecular function (GO): DNA polymerase binding
Source: RefSeq, a predicted model, not a curated record
AUGAGCGCCACCGCACCCACCACACCACCUCCAACAGACUCCGAUAUCAUCCGCCUAGCACAAUCCUACGCCCCAAUCCCCUCCUCCCUCCUCUCCACCCAAUCCCACCCAACCCUCCUCUCCUACCUCACUUGCCGCUCCCAAUCCCCUUCCCCAUCCCAACCAGUCUCCGACUACACUCUCUCUCUCCUCUCCCUCAUCUCCCAAUCCCCCCACACCCACUCUCUCUCCACUCUCCUCUCCUCUCUCCUUCUCUCCUACACUCGCCUCUUCACCUCCUUCCAAAUCCCACACGACCCCAACUCCCUCAAAACCCUCCAACUCUUCCACACACUCUUACCCCACGUGCCCUCUCCUCAUCUCCCCCAAAUAAUCGACCCCAUUUUGUCAAUUCUCCCCCGAAUUCUCGACUCCGAAAACGCCCAGAUUCUUGAUCUCCUCCCCCGGUGCUUGAGCCUGAUUCGAAGCUCCGACGAGGUCGAACGCGGCGGCAAUGUUGUUAAUUCCGUGAUUGAUCAGAUUCUGGAGAUCAACUGGUCCAAGGGACUGUUGAUCAAGAUGGUUUCGAUAGUGAGGGACUUCCCUGUUCUUGAUAAACUGCGGGCCAGAGAGUUUGUAGACAAGGUGUUCGACGGAAUGUCUAGCUUGGACUUGCAGGACCUGCCGUCGCUUGUGUACCAGUUGCUGGUUCUGGCGUCGAGGGGGUUUGUUAAGAAGGAUGUGGUUGAAGGGAUUGUGAUGUUUUUCGGGGCGAAAAUGGGGAGGAAGAAGGCGAGUUCUAUUGUUAGGCAAGUGGAAGGGACUGUGUUGCUUCAUGUUAACUUUGCGGUGAAGCAGGACCCUUCGUUGGGACAGGAGGUGAUGGGGCUUGUGAAGUCUGAUCUCAGGGCUUUCAAUCAUUUCACUGUUGCUGUUUUAUUAUCGGUUUCGAGGGUGAGGAAGUUUGGUGAGGCGUCAAUGGGGGCUCUGAAAAUGGCGAUUUUAACUGCGUAUCGUGACUACAAGUUUGCCAAAGACUGUAAAUGGAUACCCGAUGACAUGAAGGAAGAAUAUCUGCAGAAUGUCAAAGUGGUCGAGAAGGCCAUGUUAAGAGCGGUUCACGAGAGCAACUAUGGAAGGGAACACAUUGUUCCUAGCAUUUUGCAGUUUGCUUUUGUAUUGCUAGAGUCAGUGGAAGAGGGGAAUUAUAAAGAGCUCUGCAAUUUAAGUGGUGUGUUAGGCAUUGAGGAGCUUGCUAUUCAGAUGCUAAAAGCUAUAUUUGUGGCCCAUGAUAUGGCUAGAAAUGAGAUUAUUGAGCAGUGUAAAUUUCGGAUCCUUUCUUUGAAGCCAGAGCAGAGUAUGGUAAUCAUAAGACUACUCAGUAAUCUCACUCAAAGUUAUCCAUACCCCAUGUUAGAACAUGUUUCCCGUCUAAAGGAACUGUUGGACUACUUCACAUUCAUGCAUGGCAAGGUUGCUGCCCAACUUGUUACUGCUUUGUUGCCUCUCAUCAAGUUCAGCCGUGAUCUCAAGGAUUACACUAUUUUGGUAAUGCGUAAGGCGAUGUUUAGACGAGAAGAUACUAUUCGUCUUGCAGCAACCAAUGCUGUUAUUGAUUUGAUUCUGGCAGAAAAGCAAUCCAAGAAAGAUGAUUUGUUGUCUUUUCAAGAGUCAUCUAGCCAAGCCAGUAGUAGUCAGCAAUCUGAGGUACCCUACAAUGUGAGGGGAGGCCUGUUUCAAGAGCUGAGCGGUCUAUUGCAGAGAUGUCUAUAUCAACCGGCAAAUGUCAAAGAAGUCAUGUAUCAUGGACUUGUGAAGCUUGUUUUGAUGGACCCAUCUAGUGGAGGGGCUGUCUUUGAUUUUCUGUUGCCUCACUUCCUCCAUUUCUUUAAGGAGGAUGCAGAUGUUCAAUUAGGAAUUAGCUGCUGCAUAAAAUCAGAGAGUGGCAAAGCUUAUGUUGAAGAGCCUUUAGAUUGCCUUCUAUCUUGUGUUUCUCGGAUGUUACUUCUACAACCAAAUGGAAAAACUGAGAAAGCCUUGAAUUCUUCAUGGGCAUGUUUGGGUUUCUCCCUUUCCCAAGAAAACGAGCUAGGAAGAAGUUCAUCUGCUGACACAUUCUACAGUUCUAUCUUGAAGAUACGGAAGUCUCUUCGAAAUCAGAAUAUUGAAGACAUCUUUGGUCAAACUCAGGAUGGAGGCUCGUCAUCUUUUGAAGACAACAAAAGAAAAUGCUCCGCUUUUGUUUUAUCUGGAAUUAUUGAGGUACUGGUGAAUGCUAUUGCUACUGACUUGGACAAAGCAUCGGACAGAAAGAAAUUAGAUCUUGAAAAGGAGAUUAUUCAGUUUGUUGAGAUUCAUCAUUCACUUGACAAGGAUACAUGUUUCUCCAGCAAGAGUACUGCAGUAAGAAAAGGGAGUACUCGCACUCCUGCUCAUGAUAUACUGAACAACAUCAAUUCAAGCCCUAAAGAAAUGCAAGCACGGGUUUCCUUCUUUACAACUUCAACCAUAUAUCAGAUAUUGCAAACACUGUUGAGACUACUAGAUACUGAUUCUUCUCAUAAUGUUGAAGCUUCCCAACUGCAUAGUCAGUCUACCAGCAAGACCUCCAAAUGCAGCUCUGAAUUUAUUUCUUUUGUCUUGAAUGAGUCCCUCAGUCAUAUAAAAUCUUCCAUUCUUCUGCGAAAUGAAGACCCUUUGAGAACUUUAAUCUAUGGGGAAAUCAAGAUGCUGGGAUCUCCCUUGUUGAAACUAAUUUCUUUGUUCAAAUCAGGGCCAAAGUUGGUGAUGGAUCAAAAGAAAAAGGAAACGAAGGGCAAAAAAGAUGUUGGACGAAGGGAGUAUCUUCAUCUAGCCUUGAGUUGCUUGAAGGAAUUGAUAAUGAUUUGUUCUAAUUCAGACUUGACUGGUUUGCUUGAAGACAUGGUGUUAAUUUCCACUCUUAAGGAUGCUGAUUUGAAUAUUGAAUGCGAAAGAGCCUCUAGAAUUGAGGAUCCACAUAUAAGAAGCAUAGAACUCUUCAUUUUGAAGACAUUGAAGCCUCUAUUCUCUGAGCUUCUUGCACUUUCAUUAUUUGGUGAAGUUGAGAUAAUUUGUGACCUGAUAUUGAUGAUUGGGCGGAAAUUGCCAUGCCAAUUGAGGAACUCCCAUGGAGCUUGGGCUAUUAGUGUUUGCAAAAACAAUGAAAUUAAAAACACAAAGGCCGGAAAAAGUGUUGUGACACUUGCUAUAUGUUUAAGUUCCCCUCCAAAUGAUCUAGCUAUAUCCCAAGACAUGGCCAGAGAGCUGUUGCAGGUUAUUGGAUCAGAGGGAGACGCCCCAGAGGAGGUUUCCCAGAUAUACCCCACCAUAAACCAUCAAACAUGUUCGGUGAUAAGUUCCUGUAUACUGCACAUUGUUGAAUCAGUUGUAGUUGACAUGGAUUGGGCCAUCAAAAAACUGAAGACAUUCUCUUUGGUCUCCCAAAAAGGGAUUCAUCUGAACCAGAACAGUGAGGAAUCUCCUGAGUUGGCAUUUGAGGAAAAUCUCUAUUCUAGGGCAGAAGCAGUGGUGAAAGUACUGUCAUCUUUUGUUUCAAUGAGCCUGAAUGAUACACAAGCUGAAUUUGUGCUUCGUUUGGCAGCAAGGUUCUACAAGCAUUUAGCUAAGAUGUCAAAGCUUAGGAUUGCUCCAAAAGGUUGUCAACAGAUUUUUCCAAGCCUGAAGUUUCAGAAGCUUGUGGAGGUAACUUGCAAGGAGCUGACAAUUCCUCUGUAUAUCUUUGUGGAAAUUAUGCAGAAGAAACAACAAGCCAAUGCCAACAAAAAGGGAAUCAUCAACAGAAUAAAGAGGGAGAACAGAUGCAUCCCCGACCUCAUAUUUCAGAUAGAAGAUUAUGAGAAAUAUCUCAUCCAGCUGUGCAAGGUGACCAAAGUAAAUUUAUUAAGGCAUGCCAAGCGUAGCACUGCACGAGACUUUAGAAUACAACUAAAUGAGGAGAGCAGGGAAGAAGAAGAAGAAGAAAAUGCUCCAACUUCUGAAGCAAACCAUGACAAUGAGAAUGCAGUUGAAAAUGAGUCUGCUGAAGAUCUUGAUGAUAAUGAAGGAAAUGGGUCAGAGAGGGCUUUGUCACCGGAUUAUAUUAACAAUCCCCCGGCUGUGGAGGAUUCGGGCUCUGACAAUGAAGAAGGAGAUGAUCAUCCUCCUAGUGCCAAGAGGCUGAAGAGAGUCAACAGAGUUGUGGAGGACUCUGAGGAUGAAGCCUAA